AUGAUGAUCCCCUGUGGUAGUGGCUGGUCUCAACCAACGACGGCAGACUUGCCCUCUGUGUGGGCACCGACAAGUGGUGGUAGCGGUAAUCAAGACUGGAGGCCGGCACGCGGCCAUUCGAGUGGAAUGGGUGACCAAAGCUGGACACCUUCGUCUAACACGGCUACCUCGUCGGGUGAGUAUGAGGGCUCUGCUCCAGCGGCGACACCGUCUUUGAGAAGCGGGGCAAGUAACGUUGGUGAGGAAGUGGGAUCGUUACAGACACAGCUUUCUGCUACAACUUCAUCUUCGAAUACACCGCCGACAUUAACAUCAGCAAAGCAAGAAGAACUGCCUGCUGCCCAAACUUCCAGUAACACUAGCAGUCGCGUGCACGCCACGUUCGGAACCGUAACGUCCAAGCCCGGCGAAUGCAUUGUCGGCGAUCCCGACACGUAUAUUUCUGCCGAGGAUCUUACGUGGAUCUGGAACAACCGAAUCAAGGACGAGGUCAUGGCUUACAAUAACUGGAUCAUGGACCAUCUUGUGGCUAACAAUGGUACUAUCAACUACUGUGUCCGCUGGGAUAGCAGCACCACCAAGCUCACCAAAGAGAUUGCCCAGAAGCUCCAGCCUAUGUUGACGCGUCAACACGCUGCGUGGAACCGCUGGUUGAUCGGCUACGACUGCUGGCCCUAUGACGAGAUCAAGGUGAACAUUGUGGGAUUUGCUGCGAAGAAAGCCUCGGACUUGGGAUGGUCGGAUAGCUCGAUGGGAAAGCUCUACAUUGGCGACCUGGACAAGGACGGCGCUCCUCAAUGUCCCGAGAACUGCUAUCGAUCGGUGGAUGGAUCGCCCGGAGGAUGGUCGGAGUCCAGUGGAUGCGAUGGCAAGCCAUUUGAUAUCUCGCUAUGGCCCAAACAAGGCCUGGGUGGUGGCUGGGGAACCUACUGGGGUCAGCAGGUGAACCUUGACGAUAUGCUGGAGCAUCUUGACGACGACGAGCUCGAGAUUGUCUCGCACGAAAUGGGUCACGGUUUUGGGCUCCCGGAUUUCUACCAGGAGCCCAAGCCCGAUAACUUUCCACCGACUCUUAUGGAUGCAUUUACAUCCGUGAGUGUGAGAGACACAGACGGCUGGAUGCUGCGUCGCGUCCUGGAGCACAAGAAGUCCAACUACAAUUUUUGAGUUUCCUCUUUAGGAUUUUUACACUAAUCUGAACGGAUGAGUGUUCGAACCUCGCC
Molecule: messenger RNA, 1223 nt
Organism: Phytophthora nicotianae INRA-310
Lineage: Eukaryota; Oomycota; Peronosporomycetes; Peronosporales; Peronosporaceae
Exons: 1
Coding region: 1-1167 (388 amino acids)
Source: RefSeq, a predicted model, not a curated record